Messenger RNA from Didymosphaeria variabile, 762 nucleotides. RefSeq lists its product as uncharacterized. The transcript has 2 exons. NCBI's taxonomy places the organism in Eukaryota, Fungi, Ascomycota, Dothideomycetes, Pleosporales, Didymosphaeriaceae. Bases 1 to 762 code for a protein of 253 amino acids. The record is from RefSeq and is a predicted model, not a curated record.
AUGUCAGUCCAAAAAGUCGCUCUCAUCACGGCCAGUUCGGCUGGUCUAGGAGCUCAAGUAGCUCGUGUGCUCGCUCCUGAUUUCCGCAUUGUCAUAAACUAUGCCUCUAAUGCCUCGCGCGCGUCCGAACUAGUAGACGAGCUUUCCAAGAUCCCAAGCACACAUCCAAGCGAAUCCUUACCGCGCUUCCACAUUCUCCAAGCCGAUGUCUCCUCGAAACAGUCCGUGGAAACCCUCGCGAAGGAUGCAAUCAAGACCAUGGGUCGUCUCGACGUCGUUGUGUCAAAUGCUGGCUGGACACGCAUGACCAACUUCCUGAACAUAGACGAGGCAAACGUAGAUGAAGACUGGGACCGGUGCUUCACCAUGAAUGUCAAAACACACUUAUGGCUCGCAUAUGCAGCAAAGGACGCUCUGGCUGAGUCCGAAGGGACCUUCAUCACAACAGCCAGUGUCGCAGGUGUCAAGCCGUCGGGCUCCAGCUUGGCAUACAGCGUCACCAAAGCUGCGCAGAUACAUCUUGCCAAAGGCUUGGCUGUCAUAUUGGCGCCUAAAAUCAGAGUCAAUAGCGUGAGUCCCGGGAUGAUGUUGACCGAAUGGGGAUUGAAGUUCCCGGCUGCGAAGAGGGAGAAAGCGAUUGAGAAUACGAAGCUGAAGAGACUGGCUACGGUGGAAGAUGUUGCAGAUCAGAUUAGGACUCUUGCAUUGAGUCGCAGUGCGACUGGGCUGAACGUGUGCAUUGAUGGAGGCUCGUCCAUUUGA